AUGAGUGAAAAAAUAGAAAAAUCCAGCACAACAUCCUCUUCAUUCGAGGAAAAAGGCCAAAAUGAUCGCAUUGAAGUAACCAAUGUUUCGUUUGUCAAGUCUGAUGCAGAGAAACGCUUGGUUAGAAAGCUGAAUACAAGAUUAUUGCCACUUGCCGGUUUGAUCAUCUUCCUUCAGUUUGUCGAUAAAGCUGCCUUGAGUGUUGCUGCCGUUUUAGGUAUCAUUCAAGAUACAAAGAUGACAAUGGAUCAAUACAGUUGGUUGGGUGCUCUUUUCUACUUGGGUUAUUUUGUAUGGCAAUUGCCCAACACGUACCUUCUUCAAAAGUUUCCAAUUGGCAAAUAUCUCGGUACUCUUUUAAUUAUUUGGGGCGCUAUCACUAUUGCUACUGCCUUUGGUAAAAACUUUGCUCAGUUGGCGGUUUUGCGUGUUCUUCUUGGCGUCUUUGAAGCGGGUACCUAUCCCGCAUUAAUCAUGAUAUUCAACACAUUGUAUCGCCGUAGCGAGCAGUCUGCUUGUUUUGGUUUCCUGUAUUUGAGUAAUGGCCUCGGCAGCUGUGUUGGCUCUGCUGCCGCUGUUGGUAUCGCCAAAAUGGGCACACGAAAUGGAAUUACUGCAUGGCAAUGGGGCUAUGUUAUUUGGGGCACCAUCACUGUUGUAAUUGGUAUCAUUACCGUCAUCUUCUUGAUCGAUAGUCCUGAAUCCUGGGUCUUGCAAUUGACAGAGGAGGAGAAAGAGAUUACUAAAUUGCGUACUCAGGAUAACGCUGUUGUGCGCAAGCAAAAGGUCAAAGUUAGUCAAUAUUGGGAAGCCCUCCGAGAACCUCGCUUAUGGCUUCUUUUCAUUACUUCACUUUCACAUAAUCUUCAAAACGGUGGUUUGGUUACUUACAGUACCGUGCUGGUCCAUGGCCUUGGUUUUGAUGCCUAUGAAUCCAUUCUUUUGCAAAUCCCUAGUGGCGCUUUUACUGUCAUUUAUAUUGCUAUUGCCGUCUACAUCAAUCGCAGAUCAAAGCAAAUUAUCUACACUGCCCUUAUUUGCUACACUGUCUCUGCUUUAGGCUGUUUGCUGCUAGCUGUGUUACCCAACACUGGUGUGAAGCUUGUUGGCUAUUAUUUCACUUGGGCUCAAACUGGAAGUUAUGUCAUGCUCAUCUCCAUCAUUGGAUCAACUGUAUCUGGGUAUUCAAAGAAGAUCUUCUACAAUGGUGCUAACAUGCUGGCAUACACCAUUGGUAACUUUGCUGGUCCUCUUAUGCUUGUCGAUAGCACCAAGCCUUCUUAUACACCCACGAUGUGGGGUCUCUUUGGAGCUAACCUUCUCAAUAUGGCGUGUCUUUUACUCGUUCGUCUGAUUUUGGCCCGUAUCAACAAGAAGCGUGCGGCCGAAAGAACAGAUGAGCCUACCGAUGUAUACCUCAACCUGACAGACAAGGCAGACAAGAACUAUGUUUACAACCUUUAA
Messenger RNA from Mucor velutinosus, 1464 nucleotides. RefSeq lists its product as uncharacterized. Gene Ontology annotation, cellular component: membrane. The transcript is spliced from 4 exons. Bases 1 to 1464 code for a protein of 487 amino acids. NCBI's taxonomy places the organism in Eukaryota, Fungi, Mucoromycota, Mucoromycetes, Mucorales, Mucoraceae. The record is from RefSeq and is a predicted model, not a curated record. Gene Ontology annotation, biological process: transmembrane transport. Gene Ontology annotation, molecular function: transmembrane transporter activity.